Gadus chalcogrammus (walleye pollock) is the source of this 2597-nucleotide messenger RNA. It is a transcript of the gene plg, whose product is annotated as plasminogen. The record is from RefSeq and is a predicted model, not a curated record. Bases 85 to 2499 code for a protein of 804 amino acids. The transcript is spliced from 19 exons. Gene Ontology annotation, cellular component: extrinsic component of plasma membrane. Gene Ontology annotation, biological process: proteolysis. Gene Ontology annotation, molecular function: serine-type endopeptidase activity; signaling receptor binding. NCBI's taxonomy places the organism in Eukaryota, Metazoa, Chordata, Actinopteri, Gadiformes, Gadidae.
GCCAAAAGCCCCCCAAAUAGAAGGCACGGUCGGUACCUGAGGACCAUAGUUGGCUCGCUAUGAACUGUUAGCCAGGGCCUCGCCAUGGAUUUGUACAAAACGACGCUGCUUCUGGGAGCGCUGCUCUGCACCGCUGCAGUCUUCGGGGACAUCCAGGACAACUACUCCAAGACGGAGGGGGCGUGGAUCAUCUCGCUGCGUAGACGAGAGUACGCCGUUAACUCGCUGGAAGAGUGCGGCGCCAAAUGUGACACAGAGACGAACUUUGUAUGCAAGUCCUUCAUGUACAUAGAGAAGGACACAGAGUGUUGGACAGCGGAGGAUAACUCCAAAACAGAGCGGGUUAUGCGCAGAGCCAGCGCAGCUCUGUACGAGAAUAAAGCAUACUUGCUGGAGUGUGCAAACGGAUUAGGAACCGACUACAGAGGAACCAAGGCCAGGACGAAGACGGGAAGGACCUGUCAGAGAUGGUCGGGAACUGUCCCACACGUUCCUAACUUCACCCCCGUGUCCCACCCCCUGGCAGACCUGGUGUCCGACUUCUGCAGAAACCCAGAUAGUGACGUGAACGGCCCCUGGUGCUACACCACGGACGCCAACAAGCGCUGGGAGACCUGCGGAGUGCCGGACUGCAGUGAGGAGUGUAUCUACUGCAGCGGGGAGGACUACAGGGGCAAGAUCUCCACCACGGCCAGCGGCUUCAAAUGCCAGAACUGGGACUCCCAGAAGCCCCACACCCACGGCUACAACCCCGCCACUCUCACAGAGAAGAAUCUGGAGGUGAACUAUUGCAGGAACCCUGACGGGGAGCCCAAACCCUGGUGCUUAACAACCAGCCUUUCCAAACGUUGGGAAUACUGCGACAUACCCCAAUGCACGUCCCCGCAGCCCACCGUGACCCCUGAGCUGACCUGUGCUUCGGACGAGGGCAGGGCCUACCGGGGAACCAUCGCCACCACGGUCUCCGGCAAGACCUGCCAGCCCUGGUCGUCCCAGAUACCCCACAAUCACAACCGAGCCCCGCAAAAUUACCCCUGCGGAGGCCUUGAAAACAACUACUGCCGUAACCCUGACAACGAGAAGAUGCCCUGGUGCUACACCACAGAUCCGGAUGUGCGCUGGGACUACUGCCAAAUCCCCACAUGUGGAGGCAGUUCUAGACCAGACCAGCCCGUGAUCCCAACGGAGGAGGAUAACUGCUACGUGGGGGAUGGAACCGCCUACCGUGGCACUACGUCAGAGACCAUCAGUGGGAAGAAAUGCCAAGCGUGGGCCGCCAUGACGCCCCACUCGCACUCCAAGACCCAAGAGACCUUCCCAAGGGCGGAUCUGCAGAGGAACUACUGCAGGAACCCGGACGGCGAUCGCGCUCCCUGGUGCUACACCACCAACCCCUCGGUCCGCUGGGAGUUCUGUGACCUGGAGAAGUGUCCCUCUGUCGUCGCCCCCCCCCAAUUGCCGGACCCCAUCCCCUCUGUUACCCCCACCGACACAGAGUCCAUUCCAGAGCGAGAUUGUAAGGUGGGAAGCGGCGGCACAUACCGCGGCUCAACCUCCAUGACCAGCACUGGGGUCACCUGCCAGGCUUGGUCCUCCCAGGUCCCCCACAAACACAACCGCUUCAUUCCCCAGAUGCAACCUGAGUUGGGCCUGGAACGCAAUUACUGCCGUAACCCGGACGACGACGUCAACGGGCCUUGGUGCUACACCACAGACCGCAGCAAGAAGUGGGACUACUGCCAGAUCCCAGAGUGCGCGGUGAAUUGUGGAGUGCCCCCGAUCAGACCCAGGCGCUGCUUUGGUCGUAUAGUGGGGGGGUGCCCCUCCAAUCCUCACUCCUGGCCCUGGCAGAUCAGCCUACGGACCCGAGGCGGAAUCCAUUUCUGCGGAGGAACUCUGAUCCACCCCCAGUGGGUGCUCACCGCGGCCCACUGUCUGGAAAGUUCCAAAUUGCCAGCCUUCUACAAAGUGGUGCUGGGUAUCCACAGAGAAUCUGCGAUUGCGAUGUCCAAGCAGGAGAAACAACUGGUCAAGCUGAUCCUGGAGCCCAGCGGAGCGGACAUAGCGCUACUCAAACUGUCAACCCCUGCAAGAAUAAAUGACAAGGUCCUGCCAGUGUGUCUGCCAGAAAGGGACUAUGUGGUUCCCAGCAGAUCCCAAUGCUAUGUUACUGGCUGGGGAGAAACUCAAGGGACGGGCGGAGAAGGCCUUCUGAAGGAGACGGGAUUCCCGGUGAUUGAGAACAAGAUCUGCAACAGGCCGUCCUACCUGAACGGUCGGGUGAAGGACCACGAGAUGUGUGCCGGGAACAUCGAGGGAGGAACUGACAGCUGCCAGGGUGACAGCGGCGGUCCCCUGGUGUGCCAAGCCCGGAACAAGUUUGUGAUCCAGGGCGUGACGUCCUGGGGUCUGGGCUGUGCCAACGCCAUGAGGCCCGGAGUGUACGCCCGCGUCUCGCACUUUGUUGAUUGGAUCAAGGAAACCAUUGCAACCAAUUAGGGAGCUCUGCUGGCAACCGCCGACCCAAAAGCUACCCACGCACGCAAACACAUUUUUAUAUAUCCCGAGUCAAUAAAUAAUGUGUUAGAAACGUAAAA